Messenger RNA from Zingiber officinale, 1303 nucleotides. RefSeq names its product diacylglycerol O-acyltransferase 1-like. Bases 62 to 1183 code for a protein of 373 amino acids. Gene Ontology annotation, biological process: triglyceride biosynthetic process. The record is from RefSeq and is a predicted model, not a curated record. Lineage: Eukaryota; Viridiplantae; Streptophyta; Magnoliopsida; Zingiberales; Zingiberaceae. The transcript is spliced from 15 exons. Gene Ontology annotation, molecular function: diacylglycerol O-acyltransferase activity. Gene Ontology annotation, cellular component: chloroplast envelope; endoplasmic reticulum membrane.
UCUUAACCUCUGCAUAGUAGUGCUGAUUGCAGUUAAUGGAAGGCUGAUAAUUGAGAAUUUGAUGAAGUAUGGCCUGCUCAUAAGAGCUGGGUUUUGGUUCAGUUCAAAGUCACUGAGAGAUUGGCCAGUUUUGAUGUGUUGCCUUACACUCCCAAUAUUCCCCCUUGUUGCUUUUUUGAUCGAGAAACUAGCAUGGCGCAAGUUUAUUUCUGAACCAGUAGUUAUCUCUCUUCAUCUGAUGCUUACAACAGCUGAAAUUGUCUAUCCAGUUUAUGUGAUUCUUAGGUGUGAUUCGGCAGUUUUAUCUGGAUUCACAUUGAUGUUCUUUGCAAGCAUAGUUUGGUUAAAGCUUGUGUCAUUUGCACAUACAAAUUAUGAUCUACGAACACUUAUCAAAUCAUUUGAUAAGGAGGACACAUCUACCAACUUAUCAGGCAUUGAUGCUGAGGAGGGUAUUAGCUUCAAACAGUUAGUGUACUUCAUGUUGGCUCCCACACUUUGCUAUCAGCAAAAAUAUCCUCGUACAAAGUGCAUUAGAAAGGGCUGGGUGAUCUGUCAAUUUAUUAAGUUGGUGAUUUGUACAGGUUUGAUGGGCUUCAUAAUUGAGCAAUACAUAAACCCAAUUGUCCAGAAUUCUCAACACCCUUUAAAAGGGAAUCUUCUAUAUGCUAUAGAAAGGAUCUUAAAGCUAUCAGUUCCUACCUUGUACGUGUGGCUUUGCAUGUUCUAUUGCUUUUUUCAUCUAUGGCUUAAUAUUCUUGCUGAGCUCCUUUGUUUUGGUGACCGUGAGUUCUACAAAGAUUGGUGGAAUGCAAAAACAGUUGAAGAGUAUUGGAGAAUGUGGAACAUGCCUGUCCAUAAAUGGAUGGUUCGCCAUAUAUACUUUCCUUGUGUACAAAAAGGUUUACCAAAGGGUAUUGCUAUUUUAAUUUCGUUCCUGGUUUCAGCCAUAUUCCAUGAGCUAUGUGUUGCAGUACCGUGCCAUAUAAUCAAGUUUUGGGCAUUUCUAGGAAUACUAUUUCAGAUCCCAUUGGUCUUCCUAACCAAAUACCUCCAGAACAAAUUUAGAAAUACCAUGGUGGGCAACAUGAUCUUUUGGAUCUUUUUCAGCAUUCUUGGUCAACCAAUGUGCGUCCUCUUGUACUAUCACGAUGUCAUGAACAGGAAAAUUAGAACCGAUUGAUCUAAAACUCAACAUUCAUCCUGUUUUCUGCGUUUAAUGAAACAAGACACACAUUAUAAUAACCAGGCAAUUCAAUGAAAACAAGACAUUUCAAAUUUCUUGUUAUCUUGUUUAUCCAAA